This is a messenger RNA of Aspergillus melleus, 4209 nucleotides long. RefSeq names its product mitogen-activated protein kinase kinase kinase kinase STE20 (gene pakA). Gene Ontology annotation, biological process: protein phosphorylation; intracellular signal transduction; regulation of MAPK cascade. Bases 820 to 3333 code for a protein of 837 amino acids. Gene Ontology annotation, cellular component: cytoplasm. The transcript is spliced from 4 exons. The record is from RefSeq and is a predicted model, not a curated record. Gene Ontology annotation, molecular function: protein serine/threonine kinase activity; ATP binding. NCBI's taxonomy places the organism in Eukaryota, Fungi, Ascomycota, Eurotiomycetes, Eurotiales, Aspergillaceae.
AAAUCUGAAUAAUAAUAAUAAUAAAAUAAUCAAGUCUCCCCUGGGAUCAUCGACUAGAAGGAAUAAUUGCUUUUUCAUCUGCCCUCUCGCUUUCUCGCCUUCUCGUCCUCUUUUCUCCUCUCGAAAUCCUUUCUCUUUCAUUCGCAACUGUCCCUCAGUGGAUUGCAGAUCUGUGUGCUGAGCUGUCGGUUAUCUGCAGUUGAUUCAAUUUCGGAUACCCUCCUCUCUUCUCUUGCCCCGUCACCGCCUAAAGUUGGACACUCAGCGGCUCUCCACGUGCCAACCACUGGAUUUUGGUGGUUGACGGUAGCCCGCGCCAGCUUCUCUUUCUUUUUUCUUUUUCCUUUUUCUUCUUUGCGCGCGUCCUCCCUUGCGUCGGCCUAACUGGAUCUUCUUGCAUCCCCGUUACUCCGUCUCAUCCAACGACAGUCAUCCUCGUUGGGUCAACAUCCAUCAUUCGUUUUUACCCAUCAUCUCCCCUCCCAAUCAUCCAUACACAUACUACCUGUACAGUUUCACACCCACCUUUCUCUUCCCACCUCCAGACGCCCGGUCCCACCAUACUUCGCUGCACAACAACAACUCAAGAAUUCAAAACAACACCUCUAAAAAAAAAGAAAAGAAAAAGAAAGUGACGGAAGGGACAGCGAGAAAGCACCGCCUCACCUGGUGGCUUUCCCCCCCCUCUCCCCUCCAAUCAAGCCAUUGUGCCUAGUCGACUUGGAACCCUGUCACUUUGUUACGACCGUCUGCGUUCCCUCCACCUCCCCCCCAGUCGCUUGACCUGUUAAAUUCCCCUCCCCUAAAACCCCGUACGCCAUGAAUCACGAUAGUUUCUCUUUAAAAUUUCGACGUCAGUCAAGCAAGCUUCACAAAGAUCCUCCUAGCUUUAGUUCUCGAAUCCUCAAGAGCCAACAAAGUAACACCUCUCUCAAACGCCAUCCCUCCGCCCCAGUCUAUCCACGUUCGUCUGCCGCCGGCAGUCGAGAGCACUCGCGCACACGAUCCAACGCAUACGGCUCCUCUUCCUCCUCCGUCGACCAGAAUAGCGGGGGCCCGUCACCGGUCAUCGCUGGCAACGACACUGCCCAGCCAUCUUCCAACUUUUACUCCGGCAAAGCCCGUCCACCCCACUCGGGACGAUUUUCUCUGACCGAACAAAGCUCAGAUGAAUUGAUUGGCGCCCCGUUUGAUUCCCGGGGCAUGCUCAGUGCUCUUGACGAGAACAGCGCCGAACCCGUAGGAACCCUCCCCGAGAAACCUCCGACCCUACGAUCUCAAACCACCCCGGACCCUCGUGGCCUCAGACAGUCUGCCAGCUUCACCACUCUACACAACCGGAUGGAUAAUCUCGUGAAUCGGACGGACAAUGAUCGCCCCGCGAAUACGAAACGGUAUUCCGACGAGGGGGGCGCUCCCCGGCCGCUGGGGACCGGCCGAAGCAAGAAGAGCAGCUUCUCCAGCUUCGUCAACAGCAUGCUAGGCUCUCCGCGUGGCAUCAAAAUCUCCGCCCCCGAAAACCCCGUGCACGUUACCCACGUCGGUUAUGACAACCAGACGGGUCAGUUCACGGGUUUGCCCCGAGAAUGGCAGCGGUUGCUGCAGGAGAGCGGUAUCUCGAAGAAGGAGCAGGAGGAACACCCGCAGACCAUGGUGGAUAUCAUGCGGUUCUACGAAAAGAAUGCCCGUGGUGACGAUGAGGUGUGGCACAAGUUCGACCACGCAUAUCCGCAACCACAGUUGAUUACAACGGCGACGUCUCAACCCGGCUCCGGCGGAUCUGCUGCUCAGCGAACAUCCCCUCCGACGAGUCCUCGAUUCCCUCAAAACCAUGAAGGGAGUUUUGAAAACCCACGGGCACCGCCUCCCAUUCCCCGUGGUGUUUCGGUUGGCCAAGCCAUGUCCCCGCCUAUUGGUGGCGGCGGCCUCGUCCCUAAUCGGGCCCCGCCAAAGCCUCCGGCGCCCGCCAAUAUGACUCCUGCCCGGCCGGCACCUCAGCCACCGGUGGCUACCAGUCCGUAUGGUGGUGCCUCCAACCGGCCGGUUCAGGAUCCCUUUGCCAACCAGUUCGGUACGCCACCCAUUCCGGAGACCGAACCGUUGCCGUCCGAGUCUCAACCCAGCCGAUCCAACUCGAAAACCAACGGGUCGCAAGCGGCAUGGGCGCCUCCGGCGGUCGUUGCCACGCCGGCACAGUACCAACAGCAGCAGGAGCAUGCCCUUGCCGCAGCCCAACAAGCAAUCGCCAGCAAACAGCUUGAACGCAGCCGCAGCCAACGUCAGCAGCAGCAGCAGCCGCAGCAGCAACCCCGGCCAGAACAGAAACAGACAGCGCAGCCCCCGCCUCCGCAACAUGUCACCCCCGUGGAUGACCCUUCCCGUGCCCCUCCCGCAGCUCGCCCCCGGCAGCGGCCCCGUCAGAGCACUGCUAUGGACAUUCGGUCUCGACUGGUCGCCAUCUGUACCCCCGGAGAUCCGAGCAAGAUGUAUCACACUCUCAACAAAAUUGGCCAGGGUGCGUCUGGCGGUGUCUUUACCGCCUAUCAGAACGGCACCAACAACUGCGUUGCUAUCAAGCAAAUGAAUCUCGAUCUGCAGCCGAAGAAGGAUCUUAUCAUCAAUGAGAUCCUUGUGAUGAAAGACAGCAAGCACAGGAAUAUUGUGAAUUUCCUAGACAGUUACCUCCACGGUCUGGACCUGUGGGUGGUGAUGGAGUACAUGGAAGGCGGCAGUCUGACUGAUGUCGUCACUUUCAACAUCAUGAGCGAAGCCCAGAUUGCGGCUGUUUGUCGAGAGACGCUUAAUGGCUUGCAGCACCUGCACUCGAAAGGGGUUAUUCAUCGUGAUAUCAAGUCUGAUAACAUUCUUCUUUCAAUGGAUGGCAAUAUCAAAUUAACCGAUUUUGGUUUCUGUGCCCAAAUCAACGACUCCCACAACAAGCGCAACACUAUGGUCGGCACGCCCUAUUGGAUGGCCCCCGAAGUCGUCACCAGAAAGGAAUACGGCCGAAAAGUCGACAUUUGGAGUUUGGGUAUCAUGGCAAUCGAGAUGAUCGAGGGCGAACCUCCUUAUCUCACGGAAUCCCCCCUGCGGGCGCUCUACCUGAUUGCCACGAACGGUACACCCAAGAUCAAAGAUGAACACAAUCUGUCGCCCGUCUUCCGGGAUUUCCUGUCACUUGCGCUGAAAGUAGACCCGGAAAAAAGAGCGUCGGCACAUGAUCUGCUGAAGCAUCCAUUCAUGUCCUUCUGCGCACCGCUCAAUCAUUUGUCUCCCCUUGUCAAAGCUGCGCGCGCUAGUCGGGCCGCUGAAAAGGCUCAAAAGGGGGGCUAAAAAUGCCUCGCAUUUAGCUGUCUCUAUAUAUGUUGAUGUCCUCUUGUCUCUCCUCCAGAUACCCAUUACCUCUGAUGUUUCAUAUUUUGCCGGACUACGAUAUGCUGGCAUUGCAUAAUGGGAAAGACUCGCGUUUUUCCUGGUGCUAUUUUUAUUCUUUCUGGGCUUCUUUUCCCCGGAUCUUAAAUGUUAUAGAUGGCGAUGAUUUGAUGAUUACUUCCCCUAUUCUUGAUUCCUCGCCGCUCCUCUCUGGUGGCAUGAGCAUUCCUGCACUCUCAUUCGAUGAUCCAUAUAUCCUCCUAUCUUUGAUGAUUGCUAGCACUUCCCUUCACUCCUUUGGCGUGUUUGUGUUGUCUUUAUCUUUCCACCGUCUUAUCUUUUAUAAGAUUACUGGGAGGUGACUGUAAAUCCUAUCUGGAGUUACAUAUGUUUUGCUUUCGCUCCUGCUAUCAUUGCCAUGUCGCCGGACGGGCUUGAAUAUCCAAUAUCAUGACUGAGCAAGAGCGGCUGUGAGUGAUUUAUUUCUACUGGGGCAAGCAUCUGUCUACUAUUUGUCUUCGGUUGUAGUUGACUGGCGUUCUUAUUCUUAUCAUCCUCAUCCUCAUCAUAAUGACUAACGACCUACCUAUCUUCUACUCAUGGGACCGAAAAACAUAAUACAAGGCGUUCAUAUCUUCUACUUACCUCAUCAACUUCCUUGAACAUUGCUACCAUUCCUUGUCCUUUUUCAUCCCGUUGUUCUGUCCUGUCCUGUUUUAGUUUGGUUUGAGCUGUUCUAAUGGCGCAAAAAUCCCUCUCCACUAACCAUGACACCUACCUAGUCUACAAGCCCCUAAUCCUCUCGACCUUCAACCCCCCUCCCCAUGCUUGUGCGAC